AUGUCAGAAUUAGUUCGCCAGGCCACUCGCUUACCACGCGUGCUCGUUAUACGCAAUGUUAAGCUUACGGCGGAGUCAUUCAAGUUGUCGGGAACAACCGGGGACGUGAAAAAAGGGACUCUCCGUGGCGGCGCUGUUGUAGCACUGAAGAGGCUACGAGUCACCGCGGCACAGAAGGAACAAGCCGUCUUCUAUACCAAAUUACGAGACGCGAUCGUUAUCUGGCGCCAAUUGCAGCAUCCGAAUGUUCUCUCCUUGCAGGGGCUAUACGGUCCUGGAGUGUGUACCAAUGGGAUCAUGAAGAUUGGCGAGGUGGCGUCAGGAACUUCUUUAUAUCUCGUUUCGCCUUGGAUGCCUAAUGGAAACGUCGUUGGUUAUCUUGAAACGCACGGACCCGACGCAAAUAAGCUCUUAAAGCUGUCCAGCGAUAUCGCGAAUGGGCUUUCGUACAUCCAUGAGUUCGGCCUGAUCCAUGGGGACAUGAGAGCGGUCAACGUUCUCGUAGACUCUCAGGGUAAUCCAAAGAUCACCGACUAUGGGAUACUACCUAUUUAUAACGAGAGUCAAGUCGUCGUCGAGAGUCCCGGAAGUAUGGUAAUCACACGCUACGCUGCACCCGAGCUAUUCGGACUUGAGACGCGACUGGAUUUACCAGCGCGACAAGCGGCAGAUGUUUUCGCAUUUGGGUGCGUUUGCUUCGAGAUGUACACUCUCAAACUACCUUUUCCUGACGUUGAGAAGGAUACAGCCGUACCAUCGUUGGUUAUCAAGGGCAAGCGACAUACUUUGCCAACUGCUAGAGACUGCCCCUUCGGUCAGCCGCCUCCUGAAAUGUCGAGAAUCAUGGAACAGUGCUGGGCAGAGAAGAGCGAUGCACGCCCUAGUGCUCGUGAUAUAGUAAAUCGUGACCCGUCGCUCAUACAAACAGAGCGCGUCGGAGACCACAUCGAGUUCGAGACUGAUGAUGCCGAGGCGCUCGCGCUCGUUCAAGCAGUCGCUGGCGAUGGGUCGUCUGGUGCUUAG
Molecule: messenger RNA, 1023 nt
Organism: Punctularia strigosozonata HHB-11173 SS5
Lineage: Eukaryota; Fungi; Basidiomycota; Agaricomycetes; Corticiales; Punctulariaceae
Product: kinase-like protein
Exons: 7
Coding region: 1-1023 (340 amino acids)
Biological process (GO): protein phosphorylation
Molecular function (GO): ATP binding; protein kinase activity
Source: RefSeq, a predicted model, not a curated record